AUGCAUCCUCUCUGUCACAGUGAAGGUUUGGAGUUAUUUCUUUUAAUACUUGGUGAAGACAAAACACCUGCAACCUUUCCUCCUAACAUAUUAAAGAUUGCAGAAUCUAUUGCAUGGGAAUGCGAUGGUUUACCACUUGCAAUCAGUGUAAUGGCUAGAACCAUGAAAGGGAUUCAUAACAUUCAACAGUGGAGACAUGCAUUGAAUAAACUCGGAAGACUGGAGAUGGGGACAGAGAUGGAAGAAGAGGUAUCUGAGGAUGCAGAAUUCAUGAGAAACAUGGCAUGUCAUAUACUGAAAGAAUCUCAGAGAUGCAUAGUGAGAUGUGAUCAAAGACUGAGAGAAAUACCUCACUUGCAGGGAUGGACUGCUGAUUUGGACUUAGUUUCUUUGAAUAAAAACUUAAUAAGAGAGAUUCCGGUGGGCAUAUCACCCUAUUGUCCAAGCUUAUUAACCUUGAUUCUCAGAAAUAAUGACAUCAGUAGCAUUCCAGAAUGCUUUUUCACGCAUAUGAAAGCUCUAGCAAUACUUGACCUAUCUCAAAAUCACAGUUUAACCUCUCUGCCAGAUUCGCUGUCUGACUUGACUUGUCUUGUUUCUUUAGUUCUCAGAUACUGUUUAGAACUGAAAUAUGUGCCUACAUUGGGAAGGCUUCAAAAAUUGUCAAGGUUGGUAAUUUCAGGCACUUCAGUUGAGGUAGUUCCAGACUUGGAAAUGUUAACCAACUUGAGAUGGCUUGAUUUAUCUCACAAUGAAGAGCUGCCAAAAGAUCUUACCAAUCUCUCCAUUGAUUGUAAUGCGUGUUUGAAAAGCUUAUGUGAUGCUCUAUCAAAUACUGCUUCUUCUUCUUUGAUGAACAUAGAAAUUCAGAGUUGUGCAGAAAUGAAGAGCCUGUUUUGUUUAUUUGGUAAUUGUUCCUUUUGUAAUAAUCUCAACAACCUUCAAUCCUUGCAACUUCGUUGUUUGCAGAGCUUAAGAGUAAUUUGUAAGGAAGAUGUUGCUGACACUGUCUUACCAUGUGCCAUCUUCUCUCAUCUCAGGCAUUUUAAGAUCUCUUAUUGCAAUGAGAUAGAAACGUUGGUAACAGCAGGGUUAUUCUCCCAACUUCAAAACCUCCAGACAUUAACUGUAGACAGUUGUGAUUCAUUGACAGAAAUAUUCGCAGUGAACAGCAGUGAUGUUGAUAUUGAAUUAUUGAUGAUGGUGCUUCCACCAUUACACUCACCAACUUCACCACCCUGGAGUUGCUUGACUUGCCAAAAUUAG
Molecule: messenger RNA, 1266 nt
Organism: Arachis stenosperma
Lineage: Eukaryota; Viridiplantae; Streptophyta; Magnoliopsida; Fabales; Fabaceae
Product: probable disease resistance protein At4g27220
Exons: 2
Coding region: 1-1266 (421 amino acids)
Molecular function (GO): ADP binding; protein binding
Source: RefSeq, a predicted model, not a curated record